Molecule: messenger RNA, 2050 nt
Organism: Bemisia tabaci
Lineage: Eukaryota; Metazoa; Arthropoda; Insecta; Hemiptera; Aleyrodidae
Biological process (GO): lipid metabolic process
Molecular function (GO): oxidoreductase activity, acting on paired donors, with oxidation of a pair of donors resulting in the reduction of molecular oxygen to two molecules of water
Source: RefSeq, a predicted model, not a curated record
UUUUUAUCAUUAUUUUUCAAAAUCAAUUUAUGUAUCAGUUUUGCAACUUAAAGGCUAAAAUUUGCCCAAAUUUGAGGAACAAUUAUAGGUGCUAUUUAUUUUAAAGUAUUAAUAUCGUUAUUCCAAUGAUAUGGAAAUUCUAGCUUGAAAUUUACGUUUUUUUUGUACAAAAAUUAAUUUAAGAGUGCGCGUCCAUCAACAAACAGAAAAAAAGCCGAGGCAAGUUUUUUGCGAACAUUUCUACGCACUGAGGUGAAAUUUAGUGAAACUUGGUGAAAGUUUGGAGCGGAUUCUCACAUUUCACGUUUGAAAAGAAUGGGCGUGCUUUUCCCUACUGACUCAGUUGACGUCAACGGUAAUUGCUUGACCCCUGAGCGGGCUCCCGCUGCGAAACCACCUUUCACGCUUGCCGAUCUCCGGAAGGCUGUGCCACCACACUGUUUCGAAAGGAACCUCUUACGCUCUUUCAAAUACGUCUUUUAUGAUCUCUCUGCUCUCUUUGCUAUCGCAUACGCAGCCAGUUUCAUCCCCUUGCUACCCCUCCGGCUACAGUAUGUCCUCUGGCCUACCUACUGGCUCGUUGCCGGCACACUCAUGCUCGGCGUUUGGAUAUUAGGUCACGAAUGCGGUCACCAUGCAUUCAGUGACUACCGAUGGGUUGACGACCUGGUGGGGUUCGUGCUUCAUUCCUGCAUGCUGACGCCAUACUUCUCGUGGAAGCUCUCACACGCCCGGCACCACGCCAACUCGGCCUCCGUCGAGCGCAACGAAGUCUACGUAGCCCGCAAGCGGGAGUCCGUGCCCUGGUUCGUCAGGUACUUCAACAACGCCCCCGGACGCAUCUUUAACCUCACCGUCUCCCUCCUUGUUGGCUGGCCGCUCUACCUCACCCUCAACGUUUCCGGACGGCAUUACGAUAAAUUCGCCAACCACUUCUACCCCUCGAGCCCGAUCUACCCGGAAUCCAAGCGCUUCCUGAUCUUCUUGUCCGACGUGGGGGUGGCAGUCGCCUCCUACGGGCUCUGCCAGCUGGCCCUGACGCACGGACUCCCGUGGCUCCUCCGCAUGUACGCCGCCCCCCUCCUCGUCUGCAACGCCUGGCUCGUCACCGUCACGUACCUCAACCACACGCACCCCGCCCUCCCACACUACGACUCCUCCGAGUGGGACUGGCUCCGGGGCGCCCUCUCCACCGUCGACCGGGACUUCGGCUUCCUCAACCACGUCUUCCACCACGUCACCGACUCCCACAUCGCCCACCACCUCUUCCCGCAGAUGUCCCACUACCACACCGUCGAGGCCACCAAGGCCCUCAGGCCGAUACUCGGGGAGUACUUCGUCUUCGAUGGAACGCCCAUCUGGGAGUCCCUGUACAGAGAGACCAAGAAGUGCGUCUAUGUUGAGCCUGAUGAGCGCAGCAAGGGUGUUUGGUGGUUCAGUGAUAAAUUGGACUAGUCCCUUGCUGCAAAAGAGUCGGUCAGAUAGGUAGAAACGAUUUAAAUUUUAUUCAGGGAUGCUGAACUUAGGAUUUUUUAAAUUUGUGUUAAUUUAGGGAUUUUUGAAUGAUUACUCGCAGAGAGUUUUAGAUAUACUGACUGGUGUUACAAAGCUACGGCUCGCACAGCUCCGGAGAAAAGUAUGGAACUUUUUGUUGAGAUUGGAAACUGGGUGACUUUAAAAGUUAAGGAAUUUUAGAUAGUUUAGAUAUUUUGAAGGUUUUGAUUAUUCUUAACUUUCAUAGUUAGCACUUAUAGAUACAGGCAAAAAGUUUGAAUCUUCGAAAAACAAUCGGCUGUUGUGGUGAUGCUUGUCGAAAAUUUGUGUAGCGAUUUAUUUGUUCCUUUAAAAAUAUGUUUAUGUGUAUUUGAAAUAAGAAAACCUGUGAUAAUGUGAUGAAAUGAUGUUUCUUGGAUCCUAAAUAUAGGAUAAUGAGGUCAUUCAGGUCAUCUGGCUGUGUUUUAUGCGUAUAUUAGUUGUUAAUCAGUAUUCCAUGUGUAUGACUUAUACUUUAGGUUUGAAAAUUAAAUAAAACAUUAUUUAUUUUCUCAAA